UUUUUGCCCUGUCCAUUCAGAGAGAGUGCAUCUCAAUCCACGUGGGCCAAGCCGGAGUGCAGAUUGGCAAUGCAUGCUGGGAGCUGUACUGCCUGGAGCACGGGAUCCAGCCGGACGGACAGAUGCCCAGCGACAAAACCAUAGGCGGUGGGGACGAUUCCUUCAACACCUUCUUCAGCGAGACGGGGGCUGGCAAACAUGUCCCCAGAGCCGUCUUUGUGGAUCUGGAGCCAACUGUGGUGGAUGAAGUGCGGACCGGGACGUACCGCCAGCUCUUCCAUCCUGAGCAGCUGAUCACCGGCAAGGAAGACGCCGCUAACAACUACGCGCGUGGCCAUUACACGAUUGGGAAAGAAAUCGUCGAUUUUGUUCUGGACCGCAUCCGCAAACUAGCUGACCAGUGCACGGGCCUGCAGGGCUUCCUCAUUUUCCACAGCUUCGGUGGUGGCACUGGCUCUGGAUUCGCUUCUCUGCUUAUGGAACGGCUUUCUGUAGAUUAUGGUAAAAAAUCGAAGCUGGAGUUUGCCAUUUACCCAGCGCCACAAGUAUCCACAGCUGUAGUGGAGCCGUAUAACUCCAUCCUCACCACGCACACCACGCUGGAGCACUCGGACUGCGCGUUCAUGGUGGAUAAUGAGGCCAUUUACGACAUCUGCCGCAGAAACCUAGACAUCGAGCGCCCGACGUACACAAACCUCAAUCGCCUCAUCGGGCAGAUAGUGUCCUCCAUUACGGCUUCGCUCAGGUUCGAUGGGGCUCUGAAUGUGGACCUCACUGAAUUUCAGACAAACCUUGUCCCAUAUCCACGGAUCCACUUCCCUCUGGUCACGUAUGCCCCGGUAAUCUCUGCCGAGAAGGCAUACCACGAACAGAUCUCUGUAGCCGAAAUCACCAAUGCCUGCUUCGAGCCUGCAAACCAGAUGGUGAAGUGUGACCCUCGCCAUGGCAAGUACAUGGCCUGCUGCAUGUUGUAUAGAGGAGAUGUGGUGCCCAAGGAUGUGAAUGCUGCCAUCGCCACCAUAAAGACCAAGCGCACGAUCCAGUUUGUGGACUGGUGCCCAACAGGAUUCAAGGUCGGCAUUAACUACCAGCCGCCCACCGUGGUUCCAGGAGGGGACCUCGCCAAAGUGCAGCGCGCGGUCUGCAUGCUGAGCAACACGACGGCCAUCGCAGAAGCCUGGGCCAGACUUGACCACAAGUUCGACCUGAUGUACGCCAAACGUGCCUUUGUGCACUGGUACGUGGGAGAGGGGAUGGAGGAGGGGGAGUUCUCGGAGGCGCGCGAGGACUUGGCUGCCCUGGAGAAGGAUUAUGAAGAGGUUGGGGUAGAUUCAGUGGAUGGGGGGCUGGAGGAAGUGGAUGAUUACUGAGCGCAGGGGGGGGCAGCAUUCCUGUGACCCAUCAAGUUUUAAGUUUAAGAAAAGGUUAAAGGUUUUAUUGAUGUUAUUUUUACAUGUUUUACUUUAACAAUUAAAGUCUGUUACCAUGGAAACAUCUGCUUCUACAAAGAAGCCACUCCAACUUUAUUGCUCGUCUGGGGCACG
Messenger RNA from Spea bombifrons (plains spadefoot toad), 1544 nucleotides. RefSeq names its product tubulin alpha 3e (gene TUBA3E). Gene Ontology annotation, biological process: mitotic cell cycle; microtubule cytoskeleton organization. NCBI's taxonomy places the organism in Eukaryota, Metazoa, Chordata, Amphibia, Anura, Pelobatidae. The transcript is spliced from 4 exons. Gene Ontology annotation, molecular function: structural constituent of cytoskeleton; GTP binding. Bases 123 to 1370 code for a protein of 415 amino acids. The record is from RefSeq and is a predicted model, not a curated record. Gene Ontology annotation, cellular component: cytoplasm; microtubule.